CUCUCGAACUUUAAAGGAGACGCUGCAUCCAUCUUCCAGUCAUUCCUGGCAUCAUUUUUUAUGGGUUUGGUGCCCAUGAUGCUUUUGUCUCAACAGUUGUUGGGUGUGUUGCUGAUCACCCUUGCACAUGGCGGGCUGGAAGUGGGAGCAGAUGGAUCUCAAACUACUCCGGAUGUGACAUCAGAAACCCUCACUGUAUUUGAGCUGGAAACAGAUGGACCUACUCCUGAAGUAACAUCAGAACCUGUCAACAUCACUGUAUCUAAGCUGGAAGGGGUAACAAAUGGAUCUCAACCUACUCUUGAAGUGACAUCAGAACCUCUCAACAUCACUGUAUCUAACUGCCCUAUUUUCUUCAGCCCACCUGCGGUGGUGGUUGAAUAUGGAGAACCAGUCUCAGUGAACUGUCUCACCAACAUCACACACAAGAGUUUGAGUUGGGAAAGGUUCGAAACAGAAGAGGAGACGACUGAGAACGGGUGGAGCUCCUUGACUCUAAAUGAAACAGCAGACUGGUAUACACAACCGUCUUGUGCCAUCGUCUAUGAUGAAACACAAUGUUCGAAGAAUCUCUCACUUACUGUUUACAAGACUCCAGACAGUGUGUCUAUUAGUACAGUGGAUAACAAAAUCAUAGAGGGCAUCAAGUAUGAGCUCCAGUGUGAUAUUGUGAAUGUGGCUCCUGUUGAGAGUCUCAUUGUGAAAUGGUUUAAAGAAGAAACAGAGUUGCAUAAUGAGACCUUCAAUGACACCAUCAAGACUCCAGUGAAUGUCACAUCUAAACUUCAGAUCACUGCAAACAGAUCUGAUGAUGGAGCUCAGUACAGAUGUGAAGCAGAGCUGGAACUGGGAGCAGAUGGACCUCAACCUCCUCCUAUUGUGACAUCAGAACCUCUCAACAUCCCCAUAUCUAGUUUAUCCAGUUUGCUUCAGCUCAUCCCACCGAGAGUUGUUGUGAAGUACGGCAGCUCUGUUUCAGUGAAUUGUAGCACUGAUGUCACCCACGAUGGGAUUGGCUGGAAUGCCAGUGAUGGAUCAGUACCUGAGACCAGAGACAAACUGAUCACUUGGGAAGUGUCCAACCUGAGACGAUGGGACAUACGGCCAAAGUGCUAUAUAAACUAUAAAACUAAAACACAUGAAACUGAACUACCAGUCACGGUUUACAAGACUCCAGAUAGUGUGUCUAUUAGUACAGUGGAUAACAAAAUCAUAGAGGACUUCCAGUAUGAGCUCCAGUGUGACAUUGUGAAUGUGGCUCCUGUUAAGAGUCUCAUUGUGAAAUGGUUUAAAGAAGAGACAGAGUUGCAUAAUGAGACCUUCUAUGACACCAUCAAGACUCCAGUGAAUAAAACAUUUAAACUUCAAAUCACUGCAAACAGAUCUGAUGAUGGAGUUCAGUACAGAUGUGAAGCAGAACUGGAACUGGGAGAAGAUGGACCUCAACCUCCUCCUAUUGUGACAUCAGAACCUCUCAACAUCACUGUAUCUAGUUUAUCCAGUUUGCUUCAGCUCAUCCCACCGAGAGUUGUUGUGAAGUACGGCAGCUCUGUUUCAGUGAAUUGUAGCACUGAUGUCACCCACGAUGGGAUUGGCUGGAAUGCCAGUGAUGGAUCAGUACCUGAGACCAGAGACAAACUGAUCACUUGGGAAGUGUCCAACCUGAGACGAUGGGACAUACGGCCAAAGUGCUAUAUAAACUAUAAAACUAAAACACAUGAAACUGAACUACCAGUCACGGUUUACAAGACUCCAGAUAGUGUCUCCAUCAGCACAGUGAAUCACACAGGACCAAUGAUAGAGGGAUCACAGUAUGAGCUCCAGUGUGACAUUGUGAAUGUGGCUCCUGUUAAGAGUCUCAUUGUGAAAUGGUUUAAAGGAGAGGCAGAGGUGAAAACUGAGACUUUCAAUGACACCACCAAGACUCCAGUGAAUGUAAGAUCUACACUUCAGUUCACGUCUGACAAAGAUAAUGAUGGAGCUCAGUACAGAUGUGAAGCAGAGCUGAAUCUGGGAAUAGAUGGACAACCUCCUCCUAAUGUGACAUCAGAACCUCUUAGCAUCUCCGUAUAUAGUUUUUGCGAUUUUCUUCAGUUCAGCCCACCGAGUGUUAUUGUGGAGUACGGCAGCUCUGUUUCAGUGGAUUGUAGCACUGAUGUCACCCAUAAUGGGAUUGGCUGGAAAGCCCCUGAAGGAUCAGUACCCAUGACCACAGACAAACUGAUCACCUGGAAAGUGUCUAACCUGAGACGAUGGGACAUACAACCGAUCUGCUAUAUAAGUACUAAUUUGACAAAGUGUGUAUCACUUCUUCCAGUGCUUAUUUACAAGACUCCAGACAGUGUGUCUAUAAAUAAAGUGGAUUACAAAAUCAUAGAGGGCUUACAGUAUGAGCUCCAGUGUGAUAUUGUGAAUGUGGCUCCUGUUAAGAAUCUCACUGUGAAAUGGUUUAAAGGAGAGACAGAGGUGAAAGUUGAGACAUUCACUGACAACAUCAAGACUCCAGUGAAUAAAACAUCUAAACUUCGGAUCACUCCAAUCAAAAAUCGUGAUGAUGGAGCUCAGUACAGAUGUGAAGCAGAGCUGAACCUAGGAGCAGAUGGACCUCAACCUCCUCCUAAAGUGACAUCAGAACCUCUCAACAUCACCGUACACUAUAAACCACAAAUAAGUGUUUGCAAUGACUGGGCACCAAAGACUGGGAGCUCGUUGAGUUCCUAUCCAUCAAGGCUUUAUUCAGUUGUGGGUAACCCUCGACCAAACAUCAGUUGGAGGCUUAGAUCAUCAUCUAUCAAUAACCAUACAAUUCUUAACAAAAAUUAUUCUGGCCGGUAUACAAUGAUUGCCAGAAACACAUAUGGUGCAUCCAGCUGUGAAAUAAACAUCACAGUAGAGUAUCCUCCAACGCUGAACUGCAGUAAACAAUUUUACCAAAUUAAAGAGAAUGAACCCUUUCCUUGUUUAGCUGACGGACUUCCAAAAUCUGUUGUCUCCGUCUACAAAGCUGAUGGAAAAGUUAUCCAGUUUCCAUUUACUCCCCGCUGGAAUGACAGUGGUUUAUAUAGUGUAACUGCAAGUAACAAACAUGGAGAUGCAUAUCAUCAAUUUAAUCUCAGCAUCCUGUACGCCCCAGUAUUUGACACGAGUGAAGACAAAUUUGAUGUGGAGGAAGGUAGCAGUAUAACUCUAAAGUGCAUUUUCUUUGGUAACCCAGAACCUUAUAUGUGGUGGACCUUUAAAAAUCAGAACAUCACCACUGGGGGGCGCAACAACGCCAUAAACAUUACGAAAGCCACAUCUGUCGACGCUGGCGUUUACACGUGCAGUGCCACGAAUCAAUUCGGACGCAAAGAUAAAAUCUUCACUGUGGAGAUAAAAGAAAAGUCUCUCAUCUACAUCUACGUACUCGUCAUUGUAUUUGUACUACUUUUGAUGGUUUUACUCAUCUGGUUGUGGAAAAAGAGAAAAGCACAGGGAUCUUACCAAGUACAGACAGAGCAAGAAAUGAUGCCCUUAACCAAUGGGAAAUCUAAAUGACUCCAUUGCAUUGGACAAGAUUAUUUACCACAAAGCUUAACACUUGUAUAACCCAGCUUAAGUCAAUUUUUUGUGAUUUACUGUUUUGUACAUAAAAUCAAACUACAUAAUGUAAAGGAAAGUGUAUAAAUAUAACAUUGACAUCUUCAUUGCAUGAGUAAGGCCAAGACAAAGAUUAAAGGGAUAGGUACCCUAAAAAUAAAAUUCUGUCAUCAUUUUUAUCAUGUUGUUACAAACCUGUAUACUUUUCUUUGUUUUGAUGAACACGAAGGAAGAUAUUUUGAGGAAUGUUUGAAAAAAUAAUACUGUGGAAGUGAAUGGGCUCCUCAAAAUAUCUUUCUUUGUGUUCAUCAGAACAAGAAAAGUAUACAGGUUUGUAACAACAUGCGAACGUGAAAAUGAUGACAGAAUUUUUAAUUUUUGGGUGAACUAUCCCUUUAAUGGUUGAAUUUAAACUUGAACAUUAUAUUUUUAUAUGCAAGCAAACUUUGUUCUAGUUAUAGCCUAUAUAUUUCAUAAUGUAUAACUCGUAUCAGUUAAAAGAAUGACAACUCACAUAUUUCUGUGACGUCAGUUCAUCAGUUUAAGUAACAUUGUUUUCUUCUGAAUAAUAAGUUAAUAUGAUGUAAAAAUGUAACUUUUUUUAUUGAUAAUAAUUUGGUGUUGAUAUUUUAAUAAACGCCUUCCCCUU
Molecule: messenger RNA, 4228 nt
Organism: Misgurnus anguillicaudatus (oriental weatherfish)
Lineage: Eukaryota; Metazoa; Chordata; Actinopteri; Cypriniformes; Cobitidae
Source: RefSeq, a predicted model, not a curated record